Helicoverpa armigera (cotton bollworm) is the source of this 4012-nucleotide messenger RNA. RefSeq lists its product as uncharacterized. The coding region runs from base 295 to 3015 and encodes 906 amino acids. Lineage: Eukaryota; Metazoa; Arthropoda; Insecta; Lepidoptera; Noctuidae. The transcript is spliced from 10 exons. Gene Ontology annotation, cellular component: chromatin; nucleus. The record is from RefSeq and is a predicted model, not a curated record. Gene Ontology annotation, biological process: mitotic sister chromatid cohesion. Gene Ontology annotation, molecular function: protein-lysine-acetyltransferase activity.
ACAGCACAUGACAGGUGUUUACGCGCCAAACAACAAUGGUUGCUUGCUAACGUUUGAUAUAACUUUUUUGACGCACGUUUUUUGUAUCAAUUUACGUGGUUUCUGCUUUAAAACUGCCACUUAACUGUUAAUUUAACGUUUAUUUACCUAAAAUGGACUACAAUAUGUAGAAUCAUUGACGUUAAGUGGGCAAAAACUUAAUUGACUAGUGAGGCUGGGUCAGCAGUACUUCGAGAGUGCAGUGGCCGAUUUUAUGUUUUAUUGGUAACUAAGGUCAGUAAUACGGUCGUAGAGAUGGCCGCGGCGACUCCUAGACGCUCUUCGCGGCUUCCUCAUACUCACACACCAAAGAUGUCGGAACGCAAGAAGGGGUUAUUCCAAUGUGAGGAGAUGCCUUCCCGGGAGUCUCUGACGACGCACAGGAACCUGCCGGUGGUGGACAGCGAGAGUGACAGCGAGGACUGCGACCUGGGCAUCAUCAGCACGCUGGACUCCAGCUCUGGAGAUGAAAACGACCAAAAUGUGCCGAAGACGCCUGAGAGAAGCUUGUGGCAUGAGACAAGAAGUCAAACCCGGAAACUUCUAAAAGAGAGCAACGAUUUGAAGAACUUCAUCAAAUCUCCAUUUACACUGAAAAAGUAUCAGACCAGAUAUUCUUGUCCUGAUUCAAAAUGUUCUGUGUCUACCCCGGUAACACCACAUCUGAACAACCACCCUGGGACCCCUUCGUCCACUCACUCUUGCACCAGUGUGCACACUACUUCUUCUACUUCGAGCCGGGCUCGCAAAAGCCUGGCAAGUCUCAUCGCAGACACGGAGAGCUGCAGCAGCUCCCUAAAAGAUCUGAACUUUGACACAGACUCUGGUACAGAUUCCAAAGAGAAUACUCCCACAAAAUGCGUAAGAAGGUCAAGCAGGAGGAAUAAAGUGACCCCAAAAGUGAACAGCUUCAAAGGAGUGCUUCUUGAACAGAAGAAAAAUAUUACUCCAAUGAAAAAUGCUGUAGUUUGCUUGACGAAAAUGGAUAUGAGCAGCAUUAUAUCGCCUACGCAGAUGCUGAAGACUCCUCACACUACAGAUGCGGGUGCUUCGCCCCCCAAGUUGGGGCAUAACCGCCGUUCUGUCGUAGAGAUAGGGGAAAGCCCUGAGUCGGCUUGUGACAGCGAGAAGAGCCAUAAAAGGCUCCGUAACGAUAGUUUGACGGAGCAUGCUCCGAAUCCGAAGUACCCGAGACUGGAAAACGCUCCUAAAGCUCGCCUAUCAUUAUUCAAUAGCGACAGACUUAAAGAAAUACUCUCUGCUAAGUCUUUUUAUGGGAAGAGUAACCCAGACUUGAAUACUAGUGUCACCGCUAAGAUUUCUAGUGCUAUUGAAGCGACGGCCAACCAGAGGCGGCUAAAGCACUCUCAUUCACACCGACGCAAACGAAAGCCUGGCCAGAUCAAUCUAGGAGUGAGACAUCGUAUCAGAAAGCCUAGGUACCACAAAAAUAAGCCAGUGAAGUACGUAAAUACUUCAGGAAAUGGUUCAGUCGCGAAUACCACCGUCGUGUCCAACGUGAGCAUGACGGACGCGUCCAUGUUAAGUCAGAAUUCAUCGCAAGAACUUUGUAAUGACAAAGCCGACCCAUUCGACAAAGAAAAACAAACAAUAGACGCAUUACUCAGCCAAUGGACCGAAGAAGAGAUACCAGAAACCGAACUCUCCUACUCGAAACCAAUGCAAGAACUACCAUGUUUCAACAGCACCGUCAUUGAGGAAACCAACCAGAUAUUUCAACCGGUCACCGCUGUGCCCGUUACCAUGACAACGGUUCCACAAGACUCGGAAGCAGUCCUCAUAGAAUUGGGUUGUCAGAAGUUGGACAACGGGCCAACAUUGUCAGAAAAUGGGCCAACUUUGUCAGAAACUUUGACAACGUUGCCACAAGUAGCAGCACCUUUGACAACGUUGGCACAACCCGUCAAUGACGUUGUAAUGACAGACAUUGACGGACACGAGCAGAAUCAUGGUGAAUUGCCUAAAAGUGGCCAGUUUCUGCCUGUAGAAGGCGGGUAUAUACUUGUUGAAGAGAAUACGGCUGCAGUACAAGAAGUACUCCCAGACCUGGAUGUGAUCGAUCGUGAGCUGAAGAUGUUGGACGAGCAGAUCCUCAAGAUGGCGCAGUCGAACAACAUCGACGCUGAAGCCGUGCUCGCUUCCACUGAGACUGUUAUAGCUCCUGUUGUUAAUGAAGUCCCAACUACCUCAACCAAUGCUGAAAACGCUGAGAAACCCAAACUGUUCCCGAUCUUCGAGAAACCCAACCCUGGCAUAGUUGUUCCUGGCACCACUAAAGACAAAAACAGCAAGCGUUCACUAAUAAAGACAGGUGACGACCAGUACGUGAUCGACGCGGGACAGAAGAAGUUCGGAGCCACCCAGUGUGCCGAGUGCGGGACUAUCUAUCAGAUUGGCGAUCCACAAGACGAACAUGAUCACCUGGUUCAUCACAAUGCUACUGAUGUUCUCAAAUUCAAUGGCUUCAAAGACGAGUGCAUAGUAGAACGUUCCGGCAACGCUCGCUGCGUCCGAGUGCGCGGCGGCGACAGCGGCUGGAGGAAGGUGGAACAACUCCUCAACAGGGUGGUGCAUCCACACCUCGGGUACGGGAAUGAACUGCCCAGGGAACAUAUACAUAGUUAUACUGCCUACUUAUACAUAGAGAAGAAGCAGAUAGUAGGCUGUCUGAUUGUGGAGCCCAAGAUGAGGGCGUACAAGCUGAUUCCUGGAGACCCUGACUGCUGCAGUGUAGAAGAUUAUCCUGUCAAAUGCGGCGUAUCCCGUAUUUGGACACACAUCAACCACAGAAGACAAGGCAUCGCAGCACGUCUGCUCGACUGUGCUCGGGCUUCCUUCUUAUAUGGCGAAGCCCUACGUGUCUCCGACAUCGCCCUCAGCGCUCCCACGGCCGCCGGCAAGGCCUUCGCCACCAAAUAUUGUGGUACACCAAACUUCUAUGUGUAUUUGGACUGAGAAAUUACGAAAUUGGGGAAAAAAUGUGUUCAAUAUGUGGCCUAUGUACAUAAUAAAUGAAUUUUGCUCAUGUUUUCGGUGCAACAUAAGUUUAUAGUGUUGUGUGAAAUAUCGAUAAAAACGCUAGUGUUGUGCUUCGCUGUUCAACAAAUAUCGUAGUUCGCGAUAUCCAUAAAAUGUACGCAAAGAUAAAAUAUACCUACCUCAGUGUGUAAUGAGAAACUUUUAGUGAAUUUGUGACUUUCUACGAAAAUGUGUGUUUUUAGUUUAUAGAUUAACUAUAAGUAAUUGUGCAUUGGAUGCAUGCUGUCUAGUUUUAUACUUGUCAACUGCGAAUUUUAAUCUUAGCUUUUUCAGAGACUGCUAUUUUUAAUGUGUUUGUGUAAAAGACAUUGUUAUUUUAAUAAGAAACUUGCAUGCAGGAAUGUUUCUUCAAUCUAAUAUUUUGAAGUAUUUUCGAAACUGUUUCCUAUUUUAAAUUUUGAUAAUAAUAUUUGUAUGUAUAAUGCUAUUUUUGAUACUUCUUUAUAAAUAUGCAUGAAUAGUUUUAUCGAAGGGGACCAAUUACUGAAUAAGUGAAAUUACAUUUUUUUAAAAUAUUUUUAUAUAGUAUUCAAAUGUGCAGUUUCUACUUCUAAAAAGUAGGUGCGCGAUUUCAAAUAUUUUGACACUAUUUUUUUUCUUAAAAGCAAUAGUGCUAACCUGUAGUAAAGGCACGUUUCGAAUACUAACUGCCGACUUGCAAUCGCGGGUUUUGCGGUCGGCAAUUGGCAUUCAAAACGUACCCUUAGGUACUAUUUUGUCGCAAUAUAAAUUAUUAAAGUAACAUUUUAUUUCUUUUCUACGUUCUUUUUUAAAUUUAAGCUGCAUGAAAGUUAUUAAUAAUUUUCUAGUUUUUUAUUAUUUUAUAAGACAGUGCCAAUGUCGUUUUAUAGUACGUAUUUAAUUAAGAAUAUUGUGCCUCAAAUUAGAAUAAGUUAAGUUUAAUUUUUAAGUA